AUGGUGAAACCGCUGAGGGAUCGGGACCGGGAUCGGGAUCGGGAUCCGGAUCCCGAUCCCGGUACCGCCGAGGGUCCCGGCCCCACGAUGAGCCCCCCGCUCUCCCCGCAGCCCGCUGCGGCGCCAGCCGACGGCUUCGCCUCCUCAGACGAUGAGGCCGCCGAGGAGGACCCGAGCCCGCUCCACAUCUCCUGGCUGUCUUUGUCUCCUCUCUACUCUUCAGAGUUCCUGGGAUUAUGUUCCCUUCCAGGUUGCAGGUUCAAGGAUAUCAGAAGAAAUCUUCAGAAAGAUAUAGGAGAACUAAAGAGCUGUGGGAUCCAGGAUGUUUUUGUCCUUUGUACCAGAGGAGAGCUCUCAAAAUACCGAGUCCCAAACCUGAUUGACACCUACCAGCAGCACGGGAUGUGUGUGCACCACCACCCCAUUCCCGAUGGGAAUGCUCCCGACAUUGCCACCUGCUGCAAGAUCCUGGAAGAGCUCAGAGCCUGCCUGGAAAAUAAGCAGAAAACAAUGAUACACUGUUAUGGUGGCCUUGGACGCUCAUGUCUUGUGGCUGCCUGUCUCCUGCUGCAGCUUUCAGACACCCUGGCACCUCAGCAGGUGAUAGAGAGCCUCAGGAACCUGAGAGGAUCAGGGGCCAUACAGACCAUCAAGCAGUACAAUUUCCUCCAUGACUUCCGGGAGCAGCUGGCUGCACACCUGGCCACAAAGGAGCCGCUGCUCAGGGCGGCGUCACGGUAG
Molecule: messenger RNA, 741 nt
Organism: Melozone crissalis (California towhee)
Lineage: Eukaryota; Metazoa; Chordata; Aves; Passeriformes; Passerellidae
Gene: CDKN3
Product: cyclin dependent kinase inhibitor 3
Exons: 7
Coding region: 1-741 (246 amino acids)
Biological process (GO): protein dephosphorylation
Cellular component (GO): nucleus
Molecular function (GO): protein tyrosine phosphatase activity
Source: RefSeq, a predicted model, not a curated record